AUGGCCAAGCGCAUCCUGCCGAGCCUCCUCGGCAGCCACAACGGCGAGUCGAAGGAGGCGCAGAGGCUCCCAAGGGGAGCUGCCGAGCAAGGCGCUCUUUCGGCACCGCCCUGGCGCCUUGCGCUUCGGCGUCGCUUGACGGGCCUGGCUGCCGUGCCAGCCGUGCCAGCCAACUCCUUCACGCGUGAUGAGUCGUCAGGGAAGCCUUCAGCGGACAGGUCCCCGAGUUCUUCAUCCAGGUGGCGCACACACCGCAAUGCCAUGCUCGCCGUCAAGGAUGAGGAGUUCGAGGUCGCAGUGCAGCUUGCAGCCUACUACGUGGAAGACGCAACUGAGGGCCGCCUUGACAAUGGGCUCGCAUCGAACUACAAGUCCGGCAACAAGCGGAAGCUGUACUGCUGCUUCGUGCAGACCCACAUCGCUUGGCACGUGAUGGUGAUGGCGGCCUGCGUGCUCCACUCUCUCCUUAUCAUCCUUGAGCCGCCUCCAGGACAGAGCUGCGUCCGCGGCUGGGAGAACAUGGCGGAGCUCUUCCUGGUUCUGAUCUACGUAGCCGAUAUUUGGCUGAAGGUCGCUUACAUGGGGGCUGGGACCUUCCUGUCGCUUCGAGGCUCCAAGAUCUGGCAAACCACCUAUGCGGCACUCACCGUGAUCCUUUUCGCUGAUGCCGCGCUCGCACCAUGCACCCAUGUGUCGCGACCCUUGCGGCCGAUCAUGCUAGUGCUACGCUCCCGAAGUGUCCGGAACUUCUACACCACGGUGCUCCGCAUUUGCCCAAGCCUCGUGAAGGUCCUCACCUUGUUGCUUUUCAUCCUGACGGCCUCUUCGCUUGGCAUGGCUCGGCUGCUGCGGGGCAGUGGCACGCGCUACUUCACCAGCUCCCUGGCCACCUUCCAGGAAAUGGCGGUCCUGCUGCUGACCCAGGAUAACUACAAGGAGCUGCUUCAUGACCUUACCGAUCAUGGAGGGCUUGUGUCACUCCUGGUCUUCUUUGUCUUUGUGGUUGUUGGCGUCGUCUUCCUGAUGCAGUUGGUACUGGGAACCGUCAUUGACACCUACAUGGAGGAGGCACAGGAGGAGCUGAGAAGUAAGCGUGUGAAGCAAGCCAAAGGUCUGAUGCGAGCUUUCGCGGUACUGGACCUUCGCAAGGAAGGGCACUUGAGGCAGAGGGCCUUCGAUCGCCUGAUUCAGAAACUCCGGCCUUCGGACUCACCCUUCGAAAGGCACUUGAAGUUCAGCCUGCUCUCCAACAAGUACAAGUCGAUGGUGGCCGCCAGUUCAGGGCCUUCAACCCCUGCGGGGAGCCGCAGCUUGGAGGACCUCUCACCUUUGGCACACUCGCCCUCGCCCCCAAAGCGGCCGAUGAUUCCACUUCUACCACAGCUACCCGAGUCACCCCUUCCCUUCAAGGAGCCCACGAGCGGCCCCUGGUCCAAUCCCGAACCUAACAUCGACCCCAUCGACUUCCUCUCCCUGCACACGGUCCUGGAGCUCACCUUCAAACCUCGGCGCCCGGCUUGGGAUGUGCCUGGCGUUUGCCGCGAGCAGCCCUGGUGGAGCUGCAGUGCUGAGCGCCUGGUCUCGGACCCCCGGUACACACUGCUUGUUCGUUUUCUUCUCUGGGCCGAUGCUGCGAUUUUCCUGGCUGAUGCUGAAUGCAUCGAGCCCUUCGCAGCCCUUGGAUGCCAUCUGCAAGUCAACGAUCUGCUGCAGAUGGUCUUCCUGCUACAGAUGGCCACACAGGUCUUUGCUUCCGGCAGCCUACGCAAGGCUUGGCGCUUUGGCGGGUCUUCGGAGACCCGAGUUCUGCUCAAGGCGGAAUUGGUGCUGGCGAGUGCUUUGACCACCCUUUCGGCUUCAACUUUGUGCUGCAGCUCCUUGGCGGGCUUCCGGCCCUUGUCUGCAGCACUUGGGGCGCUCCGUAGCCUUCGUCUUGCAGCCACCUUCGGAGCUUUGCGCCGCUUCGGCCAGUGCUUGGCAGACAUCCUUCCGGCGAUGACGCAGAUGAUGGGCCUGAUCUGCGUGGUGCAGUAUGCCUUCGCUGCCAUCGCCUUGGAGACCCUGGGCAGGUUCAGCGCACGUGGCUUCACCACGUUCCCAGAGGCGGCCAUGUCACUCCUACAGAUACUUCUCAAUGCGGACGGCACCACCAUGGCUAAGGAGGCCGUGCACAAGGCACACCCGGCCACGAUGGCCAUUUUCAUCGGAUACUAUGCCAUUGCCGUACUGGUGGUGGUCAAUCUGGUCACCGCCCUGAUGAUUGAGUUCUACAGAGCAAGCUUGGCUGAGAACGUCGAGAAGCGUGAAGCGAGACAGUCAGAAAUCGCCCGACAGGUCCAGGACCUGCUCCGGGAGAUGGAAGUUGUGGAAAACUUGGGCUUCGAAGUUGCAGGUACCAGAGAGACCGGCAUUGAGAGGCUGCGUGAGAAGUUCUUGGGGCAAGGGCGAGCCGAUGUCGUCGACGAGGAGCUGCUGCGGCAGGUGCAGAAGGAGGUGCCGCUUGAUCUCCUUUCCCUGCAUCGCUCGAAGAGCGGAACCUUCGCAGGUUCGAAUCCAACAACACCUGGCAGCGGUGUGCACUGA
This is a messenger RNA of Symbiodinium natans, 2583 nucleotides long. The record is from the annotation of a GenBank genome assembly. NCBI's taxonomy places the organism in Eukaryota, Dinophyceae, Suessiales, Symbiodiniaceae.